GAACUCGUGUUGCGAAGCCUUCGUGUCGAACCUUUGAGCUUGUAGACGAGGGUCAUGGGGCAGGAUUAAGCCGGAACUGCGCCGAAUGAGGUGUCUCGUCUCGUGAGGAGCGCGCUCGAAACAGGUCAUCGUGUUGCCGAGCGGCAUGGCUAUGUUGGCGAGUCAUGGGAUUUGUGACAGCUCAGUUCCAAGGCAGCCGGUUGACUCACGGAGCCGAGCAUAUAAUGGAGAUGAAACGGAACAAACUAGGCGCCUUCUUUCGCUUCUCUUUGUUUGUUUUACUUGUGGAGUCUGUGGAGUUCGCUUCUGGAGAAUCACCAGGAUCGGUCGAUGAUGCGCCGAAGCUCUCACCUGCGUCCACUUUCAUUACGCGUCAGGGUUUAGCACGACAAAACUUGGCAUUCAGGCGACUCUAGCAGAAGAUAGACCUGUAAACCUUGCGUAACAGGCGUUAUCCCAGUUUU
Molecule: messenger RNA, 464 nt
Organism: Ilyonectria robusta
Lineage: Eukaryota; Fungi; Ascomycota; Sordariomycetes; Hypocreales; Nectriaceae
Exons: 1
Coding region: 165-416 (83 amino acids)
Source: RefSeq, a predicted model, not a curated record